GUAUGGUGUUUUUCUACCCACCAGUUUUGAAAAAGUUAAUUACAUUUGGCAAUUCCCCAUUCCCUUAUAGUGAGGGGUCUCAGGAGCUGGCUCCUACACAUAAAGGGGCUUAGAAGAGUGGCUGGCACCUAGGCCACCAAUAGACUUUUGCCCCACCCAACCGGUGACACAGCCCGGGGCCCCUCCGCCCCCUGGCGGCCAUUACGGAUUUCCGCCUCCCUCACAGAAGGCAGCCGCUGCAACGUGCGUGGCCUCAGUUGCGUCACAUCCGGCCCUUGCGAUCAGGGCUUGAGGAACCCGCGCCAUGAAGUGCGUGUUCGUUACCGUAGGGACCACCAGCUUUGACGACCUCAUUGCGUGUGUGUCGGCGCCCGACAGUCUGCAAGUGAGUGAGGGAGGCGAGCAGGCGGCGGCUUGGCUCGCCACCCGCCGUCUCCGGCCUUACUAAGCCAGCCGCGGUAGCCUUGCCUGACCGUCACGCUCGGAAAGAAACCCCCGCAACUCUACCACAGAAAAUCGAGAGCCUCGGUUACAACCGACUUAUCCUGCAAAUUGGUAGAGGAACGGUGGUACCGGAACCCUUCAGUACUGAGUCGUUUACUCUGGAUGUUUACAGGUACAAGGAUUCCUUGAAAGAAGACAUACAGAAAGCAGAUCUUGUUAUUAGUCACGCAGGUGCAGGAAGCUGUUUGGAGGCUCUGGAAAAAGGAAAACCACUCGUAGUGGUCAUAAACGAAAAGUUGAUGAACAAUCAUCAGCUGGAACUGGCAAAGCAGCUACACAAAGAGGGUCAUCUCUUUUAUUGUACCUGCAGGGUCCUGACUUGUCCUGGGCAAGCCAAGUCCAUUGCUUCUGCUCCUGGAAAGUGCCAAGAUUCUGCAGCGCUGACUUCAACUGCCUUCUCAGGCCUAGACUUUGGGCUGCUUUUCGGAUACCUGCAUAAGCAAGCCCUUGUUACUGCUACCCAUCCUACCUGCACCCUGCUUUUUCCCUCUUGCCACACUUUUUUUCCUCUCCCUCUCACCCCCACCCUGUACAAAAUGCAUAAAGGAUGGAAAAACUACUGCAGCCAGAAGUCUUUGAAUGAGGCAUCAAUGGAUGAAUAUUUAGGCAGCUUAGGGCUGUUUCGAAAGCUGACUGCCAAGGAUGCCUCUUGCCUCUUUCGGGCUAUUUCGGAGCAGUUGUUUUGCAGCCAGGUCCAUCAUUUGGAAAUCAGGAAGGCUUGUGUCUCAUAUAUGAGGGAAAAUCAACAAACUUUUGAGUCUUAUGUGGAGGGAUCUUUUGAGAAAUACCUGGAACGGUUGGGAGAUCCCAAGGAAAGUGCUGGCCAGCUGGAAAUAAGAGCUCUUUCUCUAAUUUAUAAUCGGGAUUUCAUUCUUUAUCGCUUUCCUGGAAAACCUCCAACUUAUGUCACAGAUAAUGGCUAUGAAGACAAGAUUCUACUCUGCUAUUCAAAUAGUGGUCACUACGAUUCUGUGUACUCAAAACAAUUUCAGUCAAGUGCAGCUGUUUGUCAGGCUGUAUUGUAUGAAAUUCUCUAUAAAGAUGUGUUUGUUGUGGAUGAAGAAGAGUUGAAAACUGCGAUUAAAUUGUUUCGAAGUGGUUCUAAGAAGAACAGAAAUAAUGCUGUGACUGGAAGUGAGGAUGCCCAUACUGAUUACAAGAGUUCAAAUCAGAAUAGGAUGGAAGAGUGGGGUGCCGGCUACAAUGCUGAAAAUAUACCAGAGAGCUACAAUAAAGGAACAGAAGAAACAAAGUCUCCAGAAAAUCCAUCAAAGAUGCCCUUCCCCUAUAAGGUGCUUAAAGCCCUGGAUCCGGAAAUCUAUCGUAAUGUAGAGUUUGAUGUUUGGUUGGACAGCAGAAAAGAACUUCAAAAAUCUGAUUACAUGGAGUAUGCUGGGAGACAGUACUAUUUGGGAGACAAGUGUCAGGUUUGCUUGGAAUCAGAUGGAAGAUAUUAUAAUGCUCAUAUCCAGGAAGUUGGAAAUGAGAACAAUUCAGUAACAGUCUUCAUUGAAGAAUUGGCAGAAAAGCAUGUUGUUCCACUGGCUAACUUAAAACCAGUUACCCAAGUGAUGCCUGUUCCUGCCUGGAAUGCUAUGCCCAGUCGGAAAGGAAGAGGUUAUCAGAAAAUGCCUGGGGGAUAUGUCCCAGAAAUAGUUAUAUCAGAGAUGGACAUAAAGCAACAGAAGAAGAUGUUCAAGAAAAUUCGAGGAAAAGAAGUUUACAUGACUAUGGCUUAUGGCAAGGGAGAACCCCUCCUCCCACCCAGGCUACAACACAGUAUGCAUUAUGGGCAUGAUCCUCCAAUGCACUACUCACAGACAGCUGGCAAUGUUAUGUCUAAUGAACAUUUUCAUCCUCAACAUCCAUCUCCGAGACAAGGUCGGGGAUAUGGGAUGCCCAGGAAUUCAUCUCGGUUUAUAAACAGGCACAACAUGCCGGGCCCUAAAGUUGAUUUUUACCCAGGCCCAGGUAAAAGGUGCUGCCAGAGCUAUGAUAACUUCUCUUAUAGAUCUCGUUCAUUUAGACGUAGUCACCGCCAGAUGAGUUGUAUGAACAAGGAGUCCCAGUAUGGAUUUGCCCCAGGGAAUGGACAGAUGCCCAGGGGCUUAGAAGAAACUAUUACUUUUUAUGAAGUUGAAGAAGGGGAUGAGACUGCUUAUCCAGCUUUACCUAAUCAUGGAGGUCCCUCUACAAUGGUUCCUGCUACUUCAGGAUACUGUGUUGGAAGGCGGGGACAUAGCUCAGGCAAACAGACUUUGAAUUUAGAGGAGGGCAAUGGCCAGAGUGAAAAUGGGGGAUAUCAUGAAGAAUAUCUUUAUCGUGCAGAGCCAGACUAUGAAACUUCAGGUGUUUAUAGCACAACUGCAUCUACAGCAAACUUGUCUCUUCAGGACAGAAAAUCAUGUUCUAUGUCUCCUCAGGACACAGUUACCUCGUACAACUACCCCCAGAAGGUGAUGGGAAAUAUGGCAGCAGUUGCAGCUUCCUGUGCCAAUAAUGUUCCAGCUCCAGUCUUAUCUAAUGGUGCAGCAGCUAAUCAAGCUGUUAGUACUACUUCAGUUUCCUCACAGAAUGCUAUACAGCCUCUAUUUGUAUCUCCACCUACACAUGGCAGGCCAGAUACAAAAGUUUUGCAGUACUAUUUCAAUCUAGGAUUACAGUGCUAUUACCACAACUACUGGCACUCCAUGGUCUAUGUGCCACAGAUGCAGCAGCAGCUUCAUGUAGAGAAUUAUCCAGUCUAUACUGAGCCACCUCUGGUAGAUCCAACCAUUCCUCAAUUUUACAGUGAGGUGAGGAGAGAAGAUGGCACACAGGCGGAAGCAUCAGCAAAUGAUACUUUUCCGAAUGCUGAUCCUUCAUCUGUCCCUCAUGGAGCAGUCUAUUAUCCAGUAAUGUCAGAUCCCUAUGGGCAGCCACCUUUGCCAGGUUUUGACUCCUGCCUCCCAGUUGUGCCAGAUUAUUCCUGUGUUCCCCCCUGGCAUCCAGUUGGUACAGCAUAUGGUGGUUCUUCUCAAAUUCAUGGUGCUAUAAAUCCUGGGCCAAUUGGCUAUCUUGCUCCAUCUCCCCCAGCUUCUCACUAUGUACCUCAGGGUAUGUAAGAUCCAGCAGUAUGAAGUAUUCUUGCACUGCCAUUUUUCUUGCUGUUUUUGUUUUUAGAAAGUUUUUUAUGUUAGUGGUUAAAUGAUUUAGGUGAUUAGUGUUUACUAUUGUAUUUGUCUUUAAAAUUAUUUUACCUUUUGAUUUAAAAUAGUACUUUAAAGGGAUAUUAUUUUGGGCUGUGACUAAGGAAAUUGAGAUGGAUGUACAACUAGCCCCAUAUUGAGCAUACUUCAUUGUAUUCAGCUGUUUUCCUGUCAGCCAUUUGUCAGCUUUAUAUUAGCUGAUGGUACCAAUUGAUAAAAUGAAUAUAAAGUAUUUCAUUGGUUCAGAGAUCACACAUCAUAUUAAACCAUGCAGAAUUGGAAUAACUUGAACUUUUUUCUAGAAAGUAAAACCAAGAGCCUUUGCUUCUGGGUAACUCACUUAAUAUUAAAUUAAAGAGCUCUUCAGGUUUCUUGAGAAUUGUCUGAAGCCAGUUGCAUUCUGUGAUAUCAGUUUUGAAGGCACAUGGUUCUCUGCUUUAGAUUUAUCCCAUACGCUAUUGUUUAAUACUGGAUGUAUGUAAGUGUUUUACUGCACUGUAUUGAAUUGGUGUCUUUUGCACAGUUAGCAGUAAAUAAAAAAUAGCAUUUAAAAUUGCCAAAA
This is a messenger RNA of Mandrillus leucophaeus (drill), 4254 nucleotides long. It is a transcript of the gene ALG13, whose product is annotated as ALG13, UDP-N-acetylglucosaminyltransferase subunit. The record is from RefSeq and is a predicted model, not a curated record. Gene Ontology annotation, biological process: protein deubiquitination; dolichol-linked oligosaccharide biosynthetic process. Gene Ontology annotation, molecular function: hexosyltransferase activity; cysteine-type deubiquitinase activity. The coding region runs from base 744 to 3608 and encodes 954 amino acids. The transcript has 26 exons. Lineage: Eukaryota; Metazoa; Chordata; Mammalia; Primates; Cercopithecidae.